UAUGUGGAUAGUAUAGCUUACCAAAGUCUUUUGAGCAUGGCUGUGCUUGCACACUGUUGGUUCAUAAUCGAAUACUGCUUGAUCCCAGAUGGAUUUAUGAAAUGGUUUUUCCUAAGCUUCUAUAUUAAUCCUUUCUUUCUUUUCUUUUUUCAAAUUUUCUUAUGGAUCAAAACCCUAAAAAGAUGGAUUUUUCUCAUCUUUCUCCUCAACCGCCACUUAUUUACGCGUGUUCUUGGAGUAUUAACACGUUUCUUGAUCAUACCACGCUCGUCUUCUGGGUUCAGUAACAUUAUCACUGAACCAGAAGAUGAGGACCAGUGGUAUGAAGUUACUGAUUCUUUUGGCGCUUCUGGGAUCUUGUUUUUACGCUACGAAAGUUCACUUGAAAGUCCUAUGGUAACCGUUUAUGACGUUCACUUCGAGUUAGUUGACCAAGAAACAGUGUCAGUAUACUCAAGUUCGUAUCUUGAUGACGAAAUCACAAGUUUUUCGGGUGAGAGUUCACCGAUCAGUUCUUACUCUUUUCCUAGCUAUAUGGACGUAGAGAUAACCACAAGCACCCCAUCAUCAACAUGCACUUUACUAGAAGAUGAUCAGGAGGCUGCUAACAAUGAUGGAGUCAAUGAUGGAACCAAGGAUGAGCUAAAAGAUUUGCUGACUCCGUUAUUAGUAGUUAAACCUGAUGAAGAAGAAAAGGAUUUGUUCUACAAUUUGUACACUGAAAGAAUGAGGUGGUUUGAUCUUCUCAACCAAGAACGAACAUGUGGACUAAAUGAAUUUCUAACAAAGAAACAAUACAUGGGUGAUGAAAAAAGAAUUAUAAAGAGCUUGGAAAGUGACUUUGAGAUGGUGUAUGUAGCUCAAGCAUGUUUAUCAUGGGAAGCACUUUAUUAUGAAUACAGAAAGCUUGACAGUAUCAUAACUACUUCUUGUGAUCAUAGUUCUUAUACAUCUCCCUCCAUAGUAAAUAAAUUCCAAAGGUUUCAAAUUCUGCUUGAGAGGUUUAUGGAGGAUGAAAGAACUGAAAAGGGUAAAAGAUAUUGGAAUUUCAUACAAAAAAGGUCUUCUCUAAACAGCCUACUUCAAGUUCCUCAUAUUUCAGAAAAUGUAGACGUUUACGAAGAAGGAAAGAACAAAGGACUGACGAUCAGGGCGACUGACUUGUUGAAGACGAUAGAGAAAUGCAUGAAGAUUUUCAAGUCGUUUAUUGAGUUAGACGAGAAGAAACCAUGGUGGAGAGCCCGUAGUCGCCUUUCAUGGAAUCGUUCGCCAUUAGAAGACCCACGAGAUCUCAACCUUCUGCAUAAUCUUACACGUACACUUCGACAGAAAGAACUGUGGAUGAAAGAUCUGUAUGGGAAGCAGCGAUGCUGGUUGAGAAAAAGAGUGAAAAUAAUGGCAGAUAUCGAGAAGAAAGAGAUGAUGUUCGCCAUGAUCGAGUUGAAGCUUGUCUCACGAGUGCUCAUGAUGUCUGUAAUCUCGACUUCUCAACUCCAAUGGUGCCGACAGAAGCUUGAUAGUAUAGAGAUCAGCCACGGCAGAAUUACAAGGUCACUAUGCACUGGUUCAUCGUUGUUUCCCCCUUCUUGAUUACAUAUCUCUUUGAGACAUUUAAUCAAACACCUGACACCUCUUUGUUCAACCCAGAAAAUCCAUUACUUUAUCCGAAAAGAAUCUGUCUGUUUUUCGAAAGAUUCAUAUGAUUACAGAUACUCUUACCAUGUAUAUGAAACUUGUUUCCCGAUCAAGUACAUGUGAAUAAAUCAAACACCAGUUCAUUGUUGUUUCA
Molecule: messenger RNA, 1789 nt
Organism: Helianthus annuus (common sunflower)
Lineage: Eukaryota; Viridiplantae; Streptophyta; Magnoliopsida; Asterales; Asteraceae
Exons: 5
Coding region: 37-1590 (517 amino acids)
Source: RefSeq, a predicted model, not a curated record